AGUUGGACAGAAUGAAAGAAAGCUCAACAAGUGUUCGACCCACCAUGGCUGCGGGGAAGAAGCAAAUACCACUCAUGGCCGUUGCCUCCUUCCCACCGAUCAUAUAACUAAUUUUCAAUUGCGAUUUCUCUCUCUCUCUCUCUCUAUUUGGUCGUAGCUUUCGCUUCACACCCACAUGCAUCAAACCAACAACAACAACAACAACAACAAUUCACUUCACAUUACGCGAAAACUUUGAUUGCAUUGCAAGGACCUUCUCUCUCACUCUUCCGUUUUGAAGUUUCCAUUUCAAUCAAUCCUGAUCCAUCUUCAUCACCUCGAAUUCGACCUCUCAAAUCUGGCACAGUUUUGAACCAUGAAGCAAUUGCAUAAACAGUCGGGUGCAAAGCGCGACGAAGAGGUCCCAUCGCCCCAAUCGAUCCCUUACUCGCCCAAAGCGCUGAAACACCCCAGAUCUUUCUCCAGAUCCAUCAAUUACAUCCUCAAGGAACAAAGGCUUCUCUUCGUUCUUGUGGGUGUUCUCAUCGGCUCCACGUUCUUCGUCUUCCAGCCGACCCUUUCCCGGCUGGGUCCCUCCCAACCCCAUCCGCGGGUACCCAGAUCGUUUUUGCCGACAAAUCGCGAGUCGACUUCGGCUUCGAUUUCGAAUCCGAGGAACUUUGGAGUUGGGAAGGCUGCUGGGAGAGUGCCGGUGGGCGUUGGCCGGAGGCGGUUAAGAAUUGUGGUCACUGGCGGUGCGGGAUUCGUGGGUAGCCAUUUGGUUGAUAAGCUACUUGCUAGAGGCGAUGAUGUGAUCGUGAUCGAUAAUUUCUUCACCGGGAGGAAAGAGAACGUGAUGCACCAUUUUGGGAACCCGAGGUUCGAACUCAUCAGGCAUGAUGUGGUUGAGCCGAUUUUGUUGGAGGUGGAUCAGAUCUAUCACUUGGCUUGCCCUGCCUCUCCAGUUCACUACAAGUACAAUCCUGUCAAGACUAUCAUAUCAAAUGUGAUGGGUACCCUUAAUAUGUUGGGUCUUGCAAAGCGAAUUGGAGCGAGGUUUUUGCUCACGAGUACUAGUGAAGUUUAUGGGGAUCCCCUUGAGCACCCUCAGAAAGAGACAUACUGGGGACAUGUAAAUCCUAUUGGAGUUAGGAGCUGCUAUGAUGAAGGCAAACGAACUGCCGAAACCUUGACAAUGGAUUAUCAUCGAGGGGCAGGUGUAGAGGUGCGAAUUGCACGGAUCUUCAAUACAUAUGGUCCCCGAAUGUGUCUGGAUGAUGGCCGUGUUGUGAGCAAUUUUGUUGCACAGGCCAUCCGCAAGCAACCAUUGACUGUAUAUGGUGAUGGAAAACAAACACGGAGUUUCCAAUAUGUAUCUGACUUGGUUGAUGGACUGAUGGCCUUAAUGGAAGGCGAGCAUAUUGGGCCAUUUAACUUGGGCAAUCCAGGGGAAUUCACCAUGAUAGAGCUUGCUGAGGUUGUGAAAGAAACCAUUGAUUCCAGUGCGACAAUAGAAUUCAGACCAAACACUGCUGAUGAUCCGCAUAAGAGGAAACCAGAUAUUACAAAAGCAAAGGACCUUUUGAACUGGCAGCCAAAGGUAUCACUUCGUGAGGGACUACCUCUUAUGGUGGCUGAUUUCCAAAAUCGCAUCUUGAAUGAGGAUGAAGGAAAAGGGAACAAGUAGAAAUGUCAGCCAGCAAAGCCAGGAUGUAUAGAGUAACAACAUUUGCGAAAGAUUCUGGAUUUGAUAUCAACAGCAACAACAAUCACAGGCUGUAACCCCUCUAUUCUGGAUUUGAUAUCACUUUAAUUUUUUCCAAUUUGUCUCAAGUAUUCAGUUUCGCUUUCAUUUUUUUUUUUCGUGUUCAAUUAUUGACAGAGUUCUUGUCUUCGAGACCGCUGAUUAGGUCCCUUGCUAGUACCGACUGAAUGUUGUAGAGAGUUUUAUCUUCACCAAAUGGGUUGAGGGCUUUACUUUUCUAUUUCUUCUUCUUUAUAAUAUAUAUUGUUGAAAUUCUUUGUUGUAAAGUUUGUUAGAUAAUCAAUCCCAUAAUUUAUGGGAUUGAUUGAUUUAUGUAAAUUAGUAAUUGAUAUAAUUAAUAUUCUUUUUUUUC
Molecule: messenger RNA, 2096 nt
Organism: Diospyros lotus (date-plum)
Lineage: Eukaryota; Viridiplantae; Streptophyta; Magnoliopsida; Ericales; Ebenaceae
Product: UDP-glucuronic acid decarboxylase 1
Exons: 8
Coding region: 356-1666 (436 amino acids)
Biological process (GO): D-xylose metabolic process
Cellular component (GO): cytoplasm
Molecular function (GO): NAD+ binding; UDP-glucuronate decarboxylase activity
Source: RefSeq, a predicted model, not a curated record